ACCGGACUCGCCGGAGGAAGAGGAUAGUGGGAGGAAGUGUCUCCCCACCCGGUGCCUGGCCCUGGCUCCUGGCUCUCAGGUCCCUGAUAGGGGCUCACGCGUGCUCCGGGGCUCUCAUUGCCCAGCGCUGGGUGGUGACCGCUGCUCACUGCUUUAAACAGUUUGCGUCCCCUGGACUGUGGAGGAUGCGGGUGGGUGAAUACAAUCUCCUGACAUCGGACGAGAACGAACGAGACAUCGAAAUAGCGAAUAUUUUCAUUUACCCUGGGUACAGGUCUCGCGCGCCUGGGGAUGACAACUCGACUACCACCUUAUACGCUCGUUAUAAACAUGACUUGGCCCUCGUACAACUGGCGGAAGAUGCGCGGGUGGAGCCCAUCUGCCUGCCUGCUGGCGAGGCUGCCAGAGUUCAAAACUCAACUGAUAGCAGUGACCAGGACUCACAGUUCCGCAUGACUGUCCUGGAGCACAGCGGCGAAUGCUGGGUAGCUGGCUGGGGAUUCACCCGGGACGCGACACACGACACACAGGUGCUCAGACAGGUGGACGGAGUCCUUGUGGACAGCGAGGAGUGCGGCGACAUGUGGGGCACUGAGCUGGAGCCAGACAUGAUCUGCUUUGGGGACGGCACCCGGGGUCACUGCGCUGGUGACUCUGGUGGACCCCUUUCUUGCUGGCUGGACGGGCGUUGGUAUCUCGGCGGGGUGGUCUCUUGGGGUACUGAAGACUGCAACAUCACCGGGUACCCGAGUGUCUUCACCCGCAUGGCGCCUUUCAUGAACUGGGUGUACAGGACCAUUCAACAGCAGGAACAGCAGCAAUAGUAGCAACUGUAGGAGCUGUAACAGCAACGACGAAUAAAAGCACAGUUACUAGUAGAGAUGAACAUGUGUUUACACAACAACGAUGGCGACAAGGCUCAGUGGAGACGAGGUCUGCUACCUUGCCAAUGAAACCCUCGCGUCUUGAUUAUUAUAACCACAAUCGUAUUUAGCAAGUACACUGAAAGGAAUAAAGGAAAUAUUACUCUAAAUGAGCAUGGAACG
Messenger RNA from Pomacea canaliculata, 1046 nucleotides. Its product is annotated as chymotrypsin-like protease CTRL-1. The record is from RefSeq and is a predicted model, not a curated record. NCBI's taxonomy places the organism in Eukaryota, Metazoa, Mollusca, Gastropoda, Architaenioglossa, Ampullariidae. The coding region runs from base 186 to 824 and encodes 212 amino acids. Gene Ontology annotation, molecular function: serine-type endopeptidase activity. The transcript has 5 exons. Gene Ontology annotation, biological process: proteolysis.